ACCGUCCCAGAGCUCCGAGCCGCACAGACCUGGGGUCAGCCGCGGUGUGAAGCGUGUUUACCGCAGGGGCUGGAGGAGUGGCGCCAGGAAAGCCAAGGCUAAGUGGUGGACUAACGUGAAGCACAGAUCUGCUGCGGUCAGCCCCCCCGCGGACACAGUGUCCAUGCAGCCUGACCUGGAGCACGUGGACGGCCUGCUGUUUGUGUCCUUCACUGCCAAGGAAGCGCUGGACGUUCAUGUUGGACACAUGAGGAGAUCUGUGGGAACACCCGCCUCAGCUCGAGCGGAGAAGCCAGCGUGUGCUGCAGAAGCCGGCGUGACGUCUGCAGACUGGAUCUGUGCGCAGGAGCUGGUCUUACUGCAGCAGCUCCAGCAGCUGAAGAACCGGCAGAUCAUUCAUCCUGUGCUUCAGCAAGUUGGGCUGAAACUGAAUCUUCUGGAUCCCGCGGCACCCAUAGACCUGCAUUAUCUGGGCGUUGCUCUGCCUCUGCCUUCACCUGUCCUCACAUCAUCCUCUCACGACGCUUUCGUUUCGCGCACUGGGAAGACGAGGGAUCUGAGCAGGAUCAAGGGCUGGAUGGAGAAGUUUAACCCUAAGAGCACAGCUGACAGCUCGGCCGGUCACUCGGCGUUCUCCUCGGCUCUGCUGGACGAGUAUCUGGAGGCUGAAGGUCAGCGGAUCAGUGAACGCGCCGCCGUGUUUUCCUCCAGCGCUCCGUCUCCGGUGCUCUAUCAGCUGCCCGUCAGGAGCAGCAGCUACGUGAGGACCCUAGAUAGUGUGCUUCAGACGCGCAGCUCUGCCCCCUCCGGAGCCCGUGACAAGCGCACUAAAGCGUGGCGAUCCCGACGAGGUGUUAGAACGGCUCCCGAAGCCUCGGUGCGCUCUUCCUCGGCCAGACUCCGGUGGAAACGCAGCGUGUCUGAAGAGCCUCCUCAGCGUCCGGCGGCGUCCAGCGGAGCUCACUCCAGACGCAGGAGAAGGUACCGGCGGCGCAGGCGAACGCUGAGGUUCAACAGAGACGCGGUGGACGGAGCGCAGUCCUCUACAGUCGCUCAGAAGCAGACGGAGCUGCAGGCUCAGGAGGAGCAGGCCGUCUCUCUCGGACAGAGUCCCACUCACAUCAGCGCCGAGAGAGCCGGCUUCGCUCUGAGCUCGCUGCUGACCGCUCAGAGAGCGGAGAAGACGCAGCGGGUCGGGGACGGUGUGUGUGGGAAAGACUUCUGCCGGCUGGGCUGCGUGUGUGAGAGUCUGAACAGAGAAGUGCGAGGAUCCACUCACUGCAGACGCGUGCAGUGCAUGUUCAGCUGCGGCUGCUUCAGACACAAGAUCCUCCUCGUGCGCUCCGAGACCAGCGCCGGGAGCCUGGUGGCCUUCCCCAUCGCUGGCCCUGGAUCAGACGGCAGGCCGGAGCCGGCGCUCAGAGUCAGCAUGCUGUGGAGGAGGAGAGCGGGAGAGAACGACCCCGAGCCGCUCUUCACUCCCAGAGCCGCCGGAGCGCCGAGACCAGCGCAGCCCCAUCAUGCCCCCGCGCCGCGGCACAGGCCUCAGGUGCAGGAGACGGAGAAGGAUCCGGUGUACCUGUACCUGGAGAGCAUGAUGACGUGUGCUCGUGUGCGGGAAUACAACAGCUACCCUCCACCGCAGGUGCACUUACUGCCGGCUAAAAGAAGCGCUCCGGCUCCUGAGGACACGAUCAGUGCCGUGUCUCAGCUGGGUCUCUCUGCGUCUCAGAGUCCAGAGGAGAGCAGUGAGGCGGGAGAGCCGGAGCCCACUAAAGUGCUGGAGAUCAUCUCGGGGUGUAACUGGGAGACCCAUCGCUCUCUGGUGCUCAAAGAACUCUUCCGCUGCAUCGGCACGGACCACCUCGCAUCGGUUUUCUACAUCGACAUCUAUAAAGUGGAGCUGCUCUCCAAAGAUCUGAAAAAAGACGUGUGCGGAUCCACGUUGAUUUACAAGGUCUGCGUGUCCCUCGGCCAGACACCAGAAAAGACUCGUGAGCGGAGGACGAAUGUGAAGAAACGAGACGAUGCGUCACAUCUGAGGAGCUCUUCCUCUCAGAAGGUCAACACACUGAAUGUUACUGAGAACCUGCACGUCACACAGACAGACGCACCUGAUGAGAAACAGGUGAAGCACUUUCCUCUUCUCUCUCGUGUCGUUCCCGCUGGUCUGCUGAAGGCUGACAAGAAGACGCAAGUGCGUUCUGGACCGAUAAAGGUCAAUGGAAAAACGUACGGUCAGGCUAAACUGAUCCUGGGCCGCAUGGGAGCGCUGCAUCCAGCCAAUCGUCUGGCGGCGUACGUCACUGGCAGAAUAAAACCACUGCCUCAAAACACGAGCCGAGCGCUUUCUAAAACACUCCAGGUCAGGACGCUCAAAGAGACGAGGGGUUCCAACUCCACUCCAGCGAUCGAGCCUUCAAAACACACAGUGAGCCAAGCAAACCGGAGUAAAGAAACAUUCAAAAAGCCCAUGACCCGAUCUCCGGUGAUGCCCUGGGCUCCUAAUGGCUUCAGAUGUACUUCGUCUCUCGCUGUUCCUAAUCCUGCAGCAUCAUCACCUAACCCUGGGCGUGGCUCAAACAUGGUAGCUCCGCCCCUCUCCGGCGCUGAGACGGUUCUCCCGGCCUCUGCUCUUCCGCCGGGGCAGCAGGUGGUUCUGCAGCCGGUCGCAGGUAUGACGGGGGUGAACAUGUGUCAGUUUAACGGCCAGAUGAUCCAGCUGGUGCCCAUCAGUGCAGCGUUACCUGUGCAGGUGCAGAGCGGCGCUGGCGGAACAGGAGGUGCUCAACAGGAGCCACAGUCAGCACAGAUGACCCACAUCUAUGCCAGCAGCUCCACAGAAGGCUUCAUCUAAACCCCUUCCCUUCAUCGUACCCAGAAUCCACGCAGUGCAAGGAAACACCGGCUCUACCUUGGGAAGUGUUACAGCUCUGGGUCUACAGAACGGUUACUUGGUAAAGCUGGCAUGUUUUCCUUCAGAAUAUGCCCUCCUUCUGCUGAGAGCAAGACUGCGGGUCCCG
This is a messenger RNA of Cyprinus carpio (common carp), 3023 nucleotides long. RefSeq names its product MAX gene-associated protein-like. NCBI's taxonomy places the organism in Eukaryota, Metazoa, Chordata, Actinopteri, Cypriniformes, Cyprinidae. The record is from RefSeq and is a predicted model, not a curated record. The transcript has 14 exons. Bases 164 to 2857 code for a protein of 897 amino acids.